Messenger RNA from Propithecus coquereli (Coquerel's sifaka), 1928 nucleotides. RefSeq names its product ras homolog family member J (gene RHOJ). Lineage: Eukaryota; Metazoa; Chordata; Mammalia; Primates; Indriidae. Gene Ontology annotation, biological process: small GTPase-mediated signal transduction. The record is from RefSeq and is a predicted model, not a curated record. The coding region runs from base 458 to 1105 and encodes 215 amino acids. Gene Ontology annotation, molecular function: GTPase activity; GTP binding. The transcript is spliced from 5 exons.
GCAAGCUGGAGGAAGCGAGGGGAAAAAACUCCAUUAAAAAGCCCAGCUUUCCUCCAUGUUAGAUGUGCACUGGAAAAUGGGGAAGAUUUAGCAAAAUUCCUCCGUGUCUUCAGCUAGGCUGGAAAAGGAGAAAGCAGAGUAAAACCCUGACGCUGCUGAAAUUUCUAGACUGCCAGGAAGCCCCUAGAAUUCUGUGAAAAUGAGGGUUUCUUAACUCAAACUGAUAGGAGAAAGGCACAGGACCCUUUUUAUAAUUCCUCCCAAGUGUGUGUGACCUUUCUUUGCCAGCAUGGUAAGCGACAGGGCAUAUCCCAGCCUCGGACAUGUCUGUAUGAGCCAAGGUACCAAAAGUAAGGCAGAGUGAACUCAAGCCUGGCACUGGCUUCCCGUCGCUUCAUGUGCUUUGGAAGAAGCAAGAGAAGCAGCAGCAGGAGUCCUAGCAGCUGGAGCCGCAAGAAUGAACUGCAGAGAGGAAACUGACAGCAGCUGUGGCUGCGGUGGCAACGAGGACGAGAAGAAGAUGCUGAAGUGUGUGGUGGUUGGGGACGGUGCCGUGGGGAAAACCUGCUUGCUGAUGAGCUACGCCAAUGACGCCUUCCCAGAGGAGUAUGUGCCCACUGUGUUUGACCAUUAUGCAGUUACUGUGACAGUGGGUGGCAAGCAACACUUGCUCGGACUGUAUGACACCGCAGGACAGGAGGACUACAACCAGCUGAGGCCGCUCUCCUACCCCAACACGGAUGUGUUUUUGAUCUGCUUCUCUGUCGUGAAUCCUGCCUCUUACCACAAUGUCCAGGAGGAGUGGGUCCCCGAGCUCAAGGACUGCAUGCCUCACGUGCCUUACGUCCUCAUAGGGACCCAGAUUGAUCUCCGUGAUGACCCCAAAACUUUGGCCCGUCUGCUGUAUAUGAAAGAGAAACCUCUCACGUACGAGCAUGGGGUGAAGCUUGCAAAAGCGAUCGGAGCACAGUGCUACUUGGAAUGCUCCGCCCUGACUCAGAAAGGUCUCAAAGCGGUUUUUGAUGAAGCAAUUCUCACCAUUUUUCACCCCAAGAAAAAGAAGAAACGCUGCUCUGAGGGUCACAGCUGCUGUUUGAUUAUCUGAGGUUGCUUGAGACCCGCCUCCUCCCCAUCUAAGUGUGAGAAUGGCAGCCAAUCUCCACGACCACGCUCCAGCCAAAAAGGAAGGCAUGAACCAAAAGGAAUUCCCUUCCCACAGAGGCUUGCCCCACCACCCUGCGAGCCCUCCCAAGGACAGCACACUAGUCAGCCAACUGCCACGUACGUCCUCCCUGUCAGCUGGAAGCAUCCACACCACGUACUCUACAAGAAUGCUGGGCCCGGAUUUCAGACAGUGCCACUGCUGAAAACGUUGGAAACAAAGUCAAAGGCCAUCUUGCAUUUUAUAUCUCUCCUGCCCAUGAACAUGAAGCUGAUAGGAAAUCAUCACAGAAAAACUAAGACAGGAACUUGGUUCCUGUAUUGGUGGCCUUACUUGAUGUCUUUUACAAAACAUGGGACUACAAUACUAACGUUUUUUUUCUGAUUCUGCUGUUCCACCCAUGUGUCUCACGUUCGUUUGCAUUAUGUCAAAAAUUGACUAAUUUCCAGUUACUCAGGCAUUACAAAUCAAUACCAAAUUAGCCUAAAGACUAGGCGUUUUAUAUCCAUUUCUAUUUUCAGCAUGUUUCUACCAAAGCUAUUAGAACCAACACAUACCUCUGAAUGCCUGAUCACAAGAAGACACAAGAAAACUUUAAGAAAUUGACGAAGCCAUGAUUUUGGAACCUGGUUGAACGCAAACACCAUCUGAAUUGGUGCAGGUCCACGUUUUUUGCCAAAGAUUCACACUCCAUGAAUGCUUAAAUUGAUAGGUAGCUUGAUUUUUUUCCAUAUUAUAUUGCCACGGCAAACUAAAAAUGAACUGU